Cryptotermes secundus is the source of this 2733-nucleotide messenger RNA. RefSeq names its product coiled-coil domain-containing protein 102A. The coding region runs from base 290 to 2125 and encodes 611 amino acids. Gene Ontology annotation, cellular component: myosin complex. The record is from RefSeq and is a predicted model, not a curated record. The transcript has 9 exons. Lineage: Eukaryota; Metazoa; Arthropoda; Insecta; Blattodea; Kalotermitidae.
CAAGUCAGGUUCUUCACAUGGCAAAACUUACUAACCCGCUGUCCCUAGCAGUAUGUCUCUCAGUUAUUGAUCCGUGGAAUACGUCGUAUAGUCCUCAACGUCCUCAACCUCCUCCACGGUCCACAGUCCGUGGCGUCCUUGGGAUGCUUUGGAUCCUUGGCAUUCGUGGUUAAAAAGUCAAAAAGAUGGACGAAGAAGAAAUGGUUGUGUUGGUUGCGAAAGGUUGCUACAUUUGUAGCUAAAUUGGAGUAGAUCCUGCACAAAGCUGUUCCAGAUAUUCUGGACCAGAAUGGCGCAAGGUACUUCUAGCGGUACAUCUUCACGUAGGCAUGGACGGAACGAACACGAUACUUCUUCCAUCUCUUCCAGUAGAUACGCUGACGCAGAAUGGGAGGCAAAGGAGGCAUUACGCCAAAGAGAACUGGAAGAGGCAAGAGCUCGGGCAACACAGAUGGAGAAAACUAUGCGUUGGUGGUCUGAUUGCACAGCCAAUUGGAGAGAAAAGUGGAGCAAGGUACGAAAUGAGAGAAAUAAAGCCCGUGAAGAAUCCAAGAUGCUGCGUACCAAACUUGAAUCAGCCUUUAAAGAAAUAAAUGCUGUGAAACGGGAGAAACUGGAGGUGGAAGCCCAGAAUGAUCAGUUAAAGAAGGAAAUGGAAAGGAUCCACUUGUUAUUGUUGAAACAUGCAGGACAGUGGGAUCAUGAACUGCUGGAAGCUUUGGAAAGUGAAGAUCCAGAACAUGAUGUCUCUUCAAAAACUGUUGAUAUAGGGAGUGCAGUUGGGUCCUCCAGCUUGCAGAAUGUAACUGAACUAGCAGCUAAUUCUCUUAGUGCUGACCUUUUUGAUUUAAAUGAAUCUUUGCAAUCUAGGCCAGAACGGGAACAUGGUGACCCAUUAGUGAUAGACAAGGACUCUUGUAUUGAGGAGUAUAUUCUGCAAGGGGCUGUCCCAAGGCAUGCUGUAGAAAUGUAUGUUGCUGCCAAAGAAAAUGCAGUGGACAGAGAUGUUGAUGGACUGGAUCAUGUGAGUAGAAGUGAUCUUGGUUUGGAUGUUAGCAGUGAAUUAACGCAGAAUCUAAAUAAGACUGAAAUAACACUUGGUUUUCAGUGUAAAACAAAUGAUGACACAUUGCCUAUGAAUAGACAAUUUUCUCAACAGGCAGAUAGUGAUCUUCCCUCCCCCGAUAAGGAACAUCUUCUCCAAAAGCUGUCAAUGUUGCAGCUUAGACUGGAUGAAGCGUCAAAGACAGUUCAGGCUGAAAGAGAUGAAAAGAUCUUGCUUCACCGUGGUCUAGAGAAGAUGCAAGUAGAGGUCCAGGAGCUGAAGGACCGAUGUGAAGAUCUGCGGGCUUCGAAACAGGAGGUGGUUCGGGAGUUGCUGUUGCUGCAGGACCAGCAUCAGGAUCAAGUGCGGCUCAUUCAGUUGGAUCUGCAGGAUGAGGCUACCUCUCGUGAAGGCAUGGACAGACGACUUGCUGAUCUGCGCACCGAGGUGGGCAACACUUCUGCUGAGCAUACCUCUGGUCCAAUCACGUUGGGUCGGCAGUGGUUGGAGCGCUUGCAGGCAGAGAAUGCUGCAGAAUGGGGAAAGCGGGAGAGACUAGAAACAGAAAAAUUAGGACUGGAACGAGACAACAAAAAAUUACGUGCAGAGGUCCGGGACAUGCAGGAAAGACUGGAGAAGAAAGGCCGUCCAUUAUCAACAACUGAUACUGAUGUUCGGCAAUUGCAGCAGGAUCUUGCUGAUAGAAAUAAGGAACUGUCAGAUUUGAGGCAUUCCCAUGGGAAGUUGAAGAAGGUACUCCAAGACAAGUCUACAGAACUGGCACAUGCUGUGCGCAGAGCAGAACAGUAUGAAGCUGAGGUUAAGCGGUUACGAGGGAGAGUGGAAGAGCUGAAAAGAGAAUUGGCAGUUGCUGAAGAUGAAGUGGAUAGUGCUUCCAAUAACAUCAGGAAAUUACAACGCACCAAUGAUGAAUUACAAGAACAAGUUGAAAGCUUGCAAGUUCAGGUGGAACAUCUUCAUACAAGAGUCCGCAUUUCAAGCUCUUCAACACUUCUGUCCCACAGAGGACAAACAUUGCUUGGUGAGGAAGCAAGUGAUGAUGACAUCAAUGAAUACUGACCGCACAUGUGUGUGUGUGUGUGUGUGUGCGUGUGUAUGCACAUGCAGAAAGUGUACAUAAGUGUUUGACAAGUGCCUGGACUGACAAGUUUGCAGUAGAAAACAAUUAUAUUUGGUCUUAAACAUAACUAUGUACUGAGUAAUGUCUGGUAUUAGAGAAAUAAGUUUGGUAUUGCGGUUUCAGAUUGUCUGGGUACUGUGUUUUAUAGUGGCAAUUGAAAAUUUAACGUAUCUUAUCCGUUGUGAUACAAGAAUUCCUUCCAUAGCAUUUUAAAGUGAACAACAGUGCGUGUGAGACCAUGACCUCAAAUUCAGAAGAAAUCUUGCCAUCUUCUGGGACAUCGUGUGUCUUUACAACAGCUGAUUUGUAUGUUAAAAAUCUUUGAAUUUGUCACACAGAAUAAAUACUUCAAAAGGAAAAGAAUAAUAGAGUAUUCUGUACCUUCUUAAAUUUUCUUCUUUUUUUUUUUUUUUACAAUGUUUCAUGACUCUGUACAAGGAAGGAGAUAAUUAAGUGUUGAAAUAUAGAUGACUAGAAGUGACAAUGUUUUUCUUUGCUACUGAAACAAAUUAUCAAAUUGGGAUAAUUACCCAUAAUAAUAAAAUUG